Molecule: messenger RNA, 2575 nt
Organism: Linum trigynum
Lineage: Eukaryota; Viridiplantae; Streptophyta; Magnoliopsida; Malpighiales; Linaceae
Source: the annotation of a GenBank genome assembly
CAAUGAAAUUUGCAUAAAUCCAGCAGAGCCUUAGUAAUUAAGGUGUGGUGGGGUUGAUGCAUGGCGGGAGCCAAGGUCGGGGGAAUUGGGUCUCAGGAGGACCCCACUUGGCGAUAAAUAUGAGCUGGAAAUAUUUAGAUGAUUGCUUUGAAUUUCGAUUAAGGCGACCUCAUAGUAAAUCAUCUCAUCCAACAUACUAAAGUUUCUCAUAUAUAUAUAUCUUCACCUUGACUCCGAUGUAUCUCAGUCAUUCAUGACUCCACUCAAGUUCAAGUCCGACUACGCCUCGUCGAAGUCGUUUUUCCUUCCUCAGCUGGCUUUCGUAUCUCCGUAUCGCCGGCCACUAUGUAUUCACUCUUGAUUGUAUUUAAUUAAUAAAUUGGUCAUGUAUAAAAAAAUAUUUUUCGAAGAAUUCAAGUACAUAAUUUCAGAGCGCCGAAAACCUUAUACCAUGUCGAAAUAUUAUUCCUCGAUAUUGUAGAAUGCGCCAUAUUAUAUUAUAUAAAAAAUGAAUAUAAAUUACUCAAAUAAGAAGAAAAAGAUGGAUGGGAAAUCAAUCAAUUAUGAAAGAAAACGAACCACAACAACUCCGGUUGACUUAAACAAACCGAGCUUAAUUAGAGGACACCUAAUACUUUCAACGGGAUAUGUUCCCACCACAAAUGCUAGCUAGCUAGCUAUUUGGUGGAUGUGUAUAUUUAGGGAACCAAAGAUCACCUUUUCGAAAGAAAAAAAAAAAACACAAAUAUUAGGUGAAUAAUGUAAACGGAGACCCACCACUAAUUACCACACAAACUGGGCAAAACCACCAAAACCACACAUUAGUAGAUAAUCAUACCGACACCUUUGCACCCAUUACCAAAAAAAAAAUGGCGGUGAGAUAGACGCACAAAGCAUCCACACCACACCAACCAUGUCUAUAAAUACAAGCAUCCAUGGCCAACAUUGGAGAGUAUUAACACAAAUUACCAACCUCCAAAAUCCACAUUCUUCCUCACUCUACACAUAACAACUUUCCUUCCUUAUAGCAUCACGAAAGAGAAAGAUAUGAAGGUGAAAGUAGAGUCCACCACCACUCUCAAACCAACUUACGAACCCACCACCACCACACGUUCUCCUCCAACCUCAACCCACGUCCCUCUCACCGUCUUCGACAAGGUCACCUACGCCGCCCACAUCGCCGUCAUCUACGCCUACCGUCCACCCACGCCGUCAAACUCCAAGAUCAAGCUCGGCCUCCGGAGGGCUCUAUCCGAGUACCGCGAAUGGGCCGGACGGCUAGGCCACGACGAGGACGGAAACCCCGUCAUCCUCCUCAACGAUGACGGCGUCAAGCUCGUCGAAGCCAGCACCGACACCCGUCUCGAUGAGGUCAUGCCCUUGAAGCCAUCUCCUCUCGUUCUCAGCCUCCACCCUGCCUUAAACGACGUCGUGGAGCUCGUUCAGGUCCAGCUCACGAGGUUCAGCUGCGGCUCCCUCGUUGUCGGAUUCACCGCUCAUCAUCUUGUCGCGGACGGUCAUUCCACCAGCAACUUCCUCGUUGCAUGGGGAAGAGCGUCUCGUGGGCUCGAUUUGGGCCCGUUGCCGUACCACGACCGUACCAUCUUCAACCCUAGAGAGCCUCCCAUUUUCGAGUACGACCACAGAGGAGUGGAGUAUUACGGUCAUCAUGAUCGUUCUUGUUACUGCAACGAGAACGAUCGUGAUUCUCUCGUGGACGAUAUCGUCAUCCACAAGGUUCAUUUCACGAUGGAUUUUUUAUCCAAGCUGAAAACGAGGUGCGCGACCAGCAGCAACAACAAGGCGUACAGCACGUUCGUGUCGCUGGUGGCGCACCUCUGGAGGGCGGUGACCAAGGCUCGGGGCCUGGGCGGGUUCGAGACGACCCGGAUCCGGAUCUCGGUCGACGGUCGGGCCAGGAUGGUCAACCCGCGCGUCCCCAACGAGUACUUCGGCAACUUGGUGUUGUGGGCGUUUCCCACGUCGCGGGUGAAGGAUUUGCUGAGGGAGCCGCUGCCCUACGCGGCGAAGCUGAUACACGACGCCGUGGCCGGGGUCAACGACGGGUACUUCAAGUCGUUCGUUGACUUCGCGAGUCAUAGGGUUGACGAGGAAGGGUUGACCCCCACGGCGGAGAUGAACAAGGCAGUGCUGUCCCCAGAUUUGGAGGUGGACAGCUGGCUGAGGUUCCCGUUUUAUGACCUGGAUUUCGGCGGCGGGUGUCCUUACGUGUUCAUGCCGUCAUUUUUCCCGACGGAAGGGAUGAUGUUCCUGCUGCCGUCGUUCAUCGGCGACGGGAGCGUUGACGCGUUCGUGCCGCUUUUCAGGGAUAGUUUGGACACGUUUAAGGAGGUCUGCUACGUGCUGGAAUAGAGGUCAAUUGGUAUUGUAUUACCGCGGGGAACGUCGACGUGGUUUAUUCCGCGCCAUGCAUAUAUAUUGUGGGAACGGCUACUGUGCUAAUUGUACAAUAGUUAGCACCGUCCUAAACAAGGGAAAAACUACUACUAGUUUGAAUUAGUAGUGAUUUAGCUUAGAUGUUGUAUUGAUUUUAUAAUAAUCCGUAGUGAUUUUU